Rotaria sp. Silwood2 is the source of this 3918-nucleotide messenger RNA. Lineage: Eukaryota; Metazoa; Rotifera; Eurotatoria; Philodinida; Philodinidae. The record is from the annotation of a GenBank genome assembly.
GGCUUGUUAUUUCGGUUUAAUUAACAUAACGCGAUGAUGAUUUUGUAACGCGAUGACGAAAAUCAGUAAAAUGCGCUCUCUUUUUUCCUAUCGAAAUCUUAUUGAUGAUUGACAAAUAUGAGCAGAACCACCUUUUCUUAGAACAAAGAAGAGAUUUCGCAUACUUUGAGCUAGGUCCUAUUUGACGGAAGUAUUGAUAUUACAACUCGAUUUUUCAAUUUUCUGGCACUAGAGUUGACGCGUUACGAAUUUUUGCCGAUGUAUAUCUUCUAAAAGGGGAGACUUGGGGGCAUCUUUCUAUGGUAAAAAUUUGAUUUCGACUGUUUUCUACAAAAAGGGUUUUCUAAGGGAGCUCAGGACGAUCAUUUCGGUCGUCGAAACGGCAGCGUAAACGGCCUGAAACAGCUAUAAAAUGGCCAUCAUUUUUCACACUAUUUUCGCCGUUUUUCAACGUUUUAUAUCAUUUUUACGCCGCUUACGGUCGUUUAACGGGCCGUUUUCUUGAACUUAGGAGGGGCCUCCCUUAAGCCUUUAUACUUAUCAGUUCUUGAGUUUUGUAUUGAAGUUUCUUACAAGUUUGCAGCACGUUAUGUUCCAGAAUAUUACUGUUAUUGAAACUAGCGAAGGUUGGUUUUCUCUUCUUUUGUAAUAUGCAGUGUACUAUAGCAUUGCCCAAGAAACUUUUCAAGUGAUGGCACGUGGUUAGAUCUACCACAACAUUUUUACAAAACUAUCUGAAUUGAAACAAGCUGUUAUCAAACUCAUUUAGUCUACAAUAAAAUGUCGCCCUUGAAAAAAAUCAACACAAACGAUCGCCAAAGCCUUUACAGAGUCCAUUAGCUCGGAUGUGACCUCUGUAAAUAAUUGAACUUUUAAAAACUGUAUGUUUUACUAAGAAUUUAGAGAACUGAAUUACCUUAAACAGUUCAUGAUUUUUAGAAGGGAAUAUCUAUUAGUGAAUAUGAGAUCCAUAUACAAAUGAAAAUUAAGACGAAAAACAAUCGUUCAUUUUCUGAGAAAUUCAAUAAACCAAUGGUCAUUCUGGGAGAAUGGGCUAAAAGGAUGUAUUUUUUCUGCUUCUUCAUAUUUCAUCAAUAUUUCUAUUUCUGACCAAAGAUAAAAUCAAUGUAGAUCAGCAUAUGGAUAUAUUUUUUCAUUUGUGACGUCGCAUGUAAAUUCCUUGAACAACACGAUUUUAUCCAGUGUCAAAGCUCCCUUCAUCUAAUGUACGCAAUCUCUCGUGUCUCGGUUUUGUAGCAUACAGUAUUUUACAUUAGAUUAGAGUGAAUCUAUCGGACUCUUUCCCAUUUAUCCCUUUUCGAAUGCUAGAAUGUGAUAAAAACAAACACUCCGUGUAAUUUACUCGUUCUUCCAUUAAGAAAAACAGAGAAUAUUGUGCAGCAAACAUAAACAACAGUCUGGUGUUAGAAUUAAUCAAUGAUUUUCUUUUUACACAUAGUUAUGCUAGAAUCAUCAGUGAAUGAAGAAGAAGCGGCAACUCAACGUGUACCUCCUACUACACUCUCACUUCAAUCGAUUUUUGCAUCGAAUGAAAAUGAAAAUAUAGAAGGAAUAACAUGGAUAUGCUAUUUUCGUGCAUUCAAACAAGUUCUCUUAAAAACAAAAUAUCAUAAUGAUAUAGCAAAAAAUGAAAUGAUCGAAAUAUGUCGAAAUUAUUAUCGAAAAAAUAAGAAAGAAUUAUUAAAUAUUGAUCAAUUUGAACAAACAUAUAAAUCAGAAGAUGCUAUUUAUUGGUACACAAAACAAGCAUUUGUUUAUCGCUUAGUUAAUAAAGCAUUAAGAAUAGAAUAUUAUGAAGCUAUAUAUGAAGAGUUUAAAGAACAAAAUGGAAACUCCAAUAUUAUUUUAUCAUAUCGAGGACUAAAAUUAUCUUCUGCAGAAAUUAAUAAUCUUAAAUAUAUUGGUCAGACUAUUGCGACUAAUGGAUUUUUAUCAACUAGUCGAUCAAGAGAUGUUGCUUAUACAUUUGCUAGGAAAGGUACAAAACGUUCCGAGGUUGAGACAGUUAUACUUGAGAUUAGUUGUGACAUGACAAAACUAACAGUACCAUUCAUUGAUAUUGCUCAAUUUAGUGAUUAUCCCGAAGAACAAAAAAUUCUCUUCGAUUUAGGUCCAUCAUUUACUAUAAAUUCUACUCAUUAUGAUAUUGAUCAAAAGAUAUGGUUUGUUAAAUUAACAGCUGUAUCAGAGAUACAAUUGAGCAAAUAUACACAAGUUUUACUCGAAAAAUACAGAUUAGAAAAAUAUAUGAACAUAUUACUUGGAAAACUAUUGUAUAAAAUGGAACAGUAUAGUGUUUGUCGAAAGUCUUUUGAAAAACUAUUCGAUUUCUAUGGUAACGAAGAAUACGAAAAAUUAGCUGAAAUCUAUGAGUUUAUUGGACAAGCGUAUGCAAACGAAUAUGAUUAUGACAAAGCCAUUGUUAAUUAUACAAAGGCUUACGGUUAUUAUAGUAAGUCGAGUCAAUUUCAACAUGCUGCUAAAAUAACGAACUUUAUUGGCGAUAUGUAUCUUGAAAACAAUGACAAAGAAAAUGCACGAUUUUAUUGUACUAAAUCACACGAUAUGUGGAAAGAACUACCAAUCUAUACAUCAGAAAAUUCUCAUUGUCUAUUUGCUAAUCUAAUCAAGUUAUAUGGACGUUUAGAAGACAGCAAACAAAUUGCACGUGAUUAUUUCUUGAAAGCUUUGAGAAUAUAUGAGAAUUCAUUUCAAAUGUGUAAUCAUACUGAACAUGAUCAAAGUAUUGCACAACUCUGUGAAUAUAUAGCUGAUGGAUAUCAUCAAGAAGAUGAUGAUAAUAAUGCAUAUCAAUAUAUUAUGAAAAGUGUAACCAUAAGAAGAGAGUAUGCUUCAUCAACCAAAGAUCGUUCAGAUUUGUUUAACUGCUUGGAGAUGUGUCGCAACAUCUACGCAAAAACCCAUAAUAGUUUUUCGUCAGUGCUUAAAUAUGAAUGGUUAGAUUUAUUUAACUCUGAUGUUACUCGCUUAUUUCACCAUUGCAAAGACCUACUUGAUGCAAGAGAUGAAAUACAAAAAUCUCUAGAUUUUCAUCUUAUUCCGAAAGAAAUCCACGCAGCUAAAAGACUAGAACAUUCACUAAAAAGAUUGAAAUUCAUCUUGAAAACAGAUCCAGAAAAUGAUGAAGAAAUUAUUCAAGUACAUUGUCAAGUUGGAGAUGAGUAUAAAAUCACUCAAGAUUAUAAUUGGUCAAUUCAACAUUACAAAAAAGUUUCAGAAAUCUAUCAAACAAAUGCAUUGAAUAAUUCCAAACUGAUUUUGCCACUUUUUAAAGCUUUAGCCAACAUCAACUUAAAGAAAAAUGAUUUCGACAAUGCAGUCUAUUUUCAAAUGCAACUAUCAGAAAUUGAUGAAGGGUCAUAUCAUUUCACAGAGAAACAAAGAGAAGCACAAUGUUAUUUUAAUCUUAGUAACAAACUGUUUGAGACCAAUUUUGAUAAAACAGUUGAAUUUAUGAAUAGAUGUUUAGAGAUUCGACUACAAAUUUUCCCAGAAGAUCAUGUUGCAAUUGGUGAUUGUCAUGAAAAUAUUGGUUCUGCUUACGCCAAGAAGUCAAUGUUUGAUGAAGCAACAAAACACUUUAAGAAGGCAAUUGAGAUAUAUGAAACACAUUUAUUCGAUGAAGAAAUAUAUCAAUUCGAUCUAAGAAAACCUUAUGGGCGAUGUCUUGAUGAUAUUACUGACAUCUAUUUGAAGCAAAAUAAUUAUGACAAUGCAUUCUAUUUUCAAAUGAAACUAAGAAAAAUCGAAGAAAAGUCAUGUUUUGUAACAGAGAAAGAAAGAGAAGCACAAUGUUAUUACGAUUUUGGAUCCAAACUUACGGCUACGAAUUCUGACAAAGCACUUGAAUUUAUCAACAAAUCAUUAAGAAUUUGA